AGGUCCAUUGGUGGUUCUCGGAUCAAAAUCUGCACAAGGACAUUGCUAUGUGUAACCACCUGCACUCCAAGGGCCCAAACUCAGCCGUGAAUGUCGGCAAGCUCAAGCCUAGACUGAAUAUUGUGUGCGAUCCCAAACCAUCAACAUGGCAAAUCAUGCAUGCGCUGCAAGAUUCCGAAGUUGUUGAUAUCGUCGACAAGGACCAUAUUCGUAGAAAGGUGCCCUUUGUUUAUGACAGUGACAAUGACAAUGGAACAUGGAGAAAAGAUGGCGCAGAGCACAGGGAUGUUGCCGAUAGAGGAUGGAAAAUGGUUUUGGUUCCUGCACCCCCUGGAAUAGUGGCUGGAACAUUCAAGAAGAGUGCUGGUACAGGGUUUGAGGAGUAUUUUGCAGACUCACCUAUGACAGCGAAGGAAUACGACGAAGAGUGUGAACUUUAUGAUGAAACAAAUGAUGCGCCAAGGCAAUCUACCUUGCACUCUUUAUUCAGUUAGUGUCAAACUAAUCCAUCAUAGCCGCAUAGGAUUCGCUAUCGAGCGCUUUAUUGGCCGUCGCAAGUUUACUCAGCAGUACCAGAAAUGUUUUGGCGACUUCCUUCAAUACGGCGGUGUCUAUCCAGCAAGCCGCAUCGGCCAGGGUGAAAGCAAGAAGCAGAUCAAGGCUAAUGAGGAGAUAAGCAAGCAUGAUAAACUCGAGUUGUGCGCAAGUUACGACGUCGAUUGGGUCGACAAACUCGAUGACUCUAAAUGGGUUAUUGACUUUGCGGGCGUAGUAAAGGCAUACUUGUCGACUUAUUUCGCUGAGGACCUUGAUGAUGAAACCCCUCGUAAUGAGGUGAAGAUAGACAAUCAGUGCAAUGUGCUCACCAGCUUUUACAACUAUCUGCUUUACCACAAUGUCUGUCCGGAGUACAAAGAAGAUAUUCUUGCAGCACGUAGCGUUAGCGAGGAAGCACGCCAGCAGCUGAAGACCAUCAGCAGACUAUCUAAUCACUUUCCUUCUCCGUUCAACAAGGCUUGCUCUGUACUCUUCGGUGGCGAGUGGCAAUCUGUUUUCGGUUACGAUGUGUCGUGGGCACAGUACAGCGAGGAUUGGGAUCAAAAUAUGCCAUAUUUUGAGGCUAGGGUCAUCGUAGGUGCUGGAUUCACGGCAUUAGCUGAAGACACACUAUUCAACGUAGCAUUUCCAGAGAUAGGAACCGAUCCAGGCCCUUUGUCCGGCUUAAAAUUCACGGAUAAGCGAAUCGCCACUUUGGACGUUGUCGACAUCGAACGUGCCACCGACGAGACUCGCAAGUUUUACGAAACAUCUGGUUUAAAUGCCAAACAAGUCCAUGCAGCACCCAUCGGUAAAUUGAUCUGUAAUUACUGGCACCUACCUAUGGAAGAAGAAUGGGACAGCGUGCACAGCCUCCUUCCUGAGAUCGAAUGCAACGCAACAUACACAUUCUGGCUUGAGGACUACAUUUUAGAAGACUGCUUUAUCGGCAUGAAGAUGCGGGCAUCUAUUCAAAGACUCGGAGCGAAGGACGAAUUUCGCGACAAAGUUGACGCAAUCUGGAUUUUGGACUCGAUUUCAAGGAUAUACUGCUCGUUUGCUACGUUCCUGACGAAUGAACUCUGUAGGAAGAAGUUUAAAGGGAUAGAAUGGACUGAUGAAGUUGCGUUGCUGGGUUGUGCGCACAAAGAGGCGGAGAAGGCGAGACUAGUAUGGGCGGAGAUGAAGGAAAGAAUGGAUAAAGAGAGUCAAAGUGAUGGCGACGGUAACGAAGAUGCCAGGAACCACUUGAUCAUCUAG
Verruconis gallopava is the source of this 1797-nucleotide messenger RNA. RefSeq lists its product as uncharacterized. The record is from RefSeq and is a predicted model, not a curated record. The transcript is spliced from 4 exons. Lineage: Eukaryota; Fungi; Ascomycota; Dothideomycetes; Venturiales; Sympoventuriaceae. The coding region runs from base 439 to 1797 and encodes 452 amino acids. Gene Ontology annotation, cellular component: ARC complex. Gene Ontology annotation, biological process: regulatory ncRNA-mediated gene silencing.